Messenger RNA from Penicillium expansum, 1560 nucleotides. RefSeq lists its product as uncharacterized. The transcript has a single exon. Lineage: Eukaryota; Fungi; Ascomycota; Eurotiomycetes; Eurotiales; Aspergillaceae. Bases 1 to 1560 code for a protein of 519 amino acids. The record is from RefSeq and is a predicted model, not a curated record.
AUGGCAGCCAAAUUAUUGAUAUUCGGCAUUUUCACGCCGGCGCUUCCUGUGGUCGCAAAUGAGUCAUCGGCCACCGACCAUCUUGGGUGGCAGGGCAGCCCCAAUCGUCGAGGCACCUGGGAUAUCAUCCUCAGUUGUGGAACAACAAUUUUCGCAUGCACCUGGAGUAUCCAGCAUUUGAAUGUACCAGCCCCACAUGAUGGCACCGGGAAAAAGCUUCUACGAAGUUGCCAGUGGAUGAUUAUCACGAUUUUGUUUCCCGAGUUUAUCAUGGCACAUGCCUUCUUUGAGCUUUUGAUGGCAAUCGAUGCCACAAAAUUGAUCGAAGAAAACAGCAAGAUGGCAGUGACAUAUCCAUGGCUGAUCAGGAGGCUUUUUCUUCGAGGUCAUGCGCAAAAGAACGACUCCGAACAUUGCAAGGAUUAUAAAGGACCAGAGUGGACCGUCACGCAUUCAUAUUUUGCCAACAUGGGAGGACUUUCCUUCAAGCAUAUAGACGAGACUGCGGAUCAGAAAUGCAUCCAACUUCCUCUCACUGCGUUUCAAUAUGCCAAGCAUCCUGAUCUUUAUGCUAGCCCGGAGAUUCACGAAGAUGACAUCAAAGACAAGGGCAAACAGGAUUACUUCGCCAAGGCAAUUGCUAUAGUCCAAAUAUGCUGGUUGAUUUUCUCCCUUAUCACUCGAAAGAUCCGGGGCUUGCCCUUCUCUCAAUUUGAAACGCUCACCUUGGGUCUCGCGGUCUGUGGUAUUGCCGUGUAUAUCACCUACUGGCACAAACCUCAGGGCAUUGGUGUCCCAAUAAAGCUGACGAAACGAGAAGGCUCCAAAGUGCCCCGAUUUUCUAGAACAUAUGACAGUUUUUGGGAUGUUCUUUCGAACUCAAGAAAAAAGAACGGCUCUCAGCAGGUCCACCGCAUCAAGAAUGACAACAUUCCUCUGGCCAAAUCAGAUAAAUGGCAUUCAACAAUCAUUGCGUUGGCUGUGCUAUCUGCCGCAUUUGGCUGUAUUCAUAUAAUUGCGUGGAAUUUCGAGUUUCCCUCUGACAUAGAGAAGCUCCUUUGGAGAGUCGCAACCGUCAUGUCGAUUGUAGUCCCUGGACUUGGUUUGAUCACCAUUCUACUAGCACAAUUUACUGCUCAGGAUGGUGACCCGCAGGAAUUCAUGCGCAAUUGCCUGAGUGUUCUAAGGGAAUUUUCAUGGUUUUAUCAUGAUACCGAUGCCACCUCGAAGGCAAUGAUUACCUUGGAAAAUAUUUACAACAAUCCAAGCUCGGAAGACGACAACGUACAGUGUUUAUAUAAAGUUAUUCUUUCCGACGACAAAAACUCUCCACUUGGGCCAGAGAUGCUCAAGUUCGUUAAAAAAGAAACCCCUUUUGAGAAACGCAAUUCAAUCCAGCUGCGGGAUAAAUUUGAAUCUCAAUUCGGCUUGCUGGUCGAAUUGAUGGAUGAAGAAGGGCCAAAAAGUUUGAUUGAUAGCGCAAAGACAAAUGUGUUUCCUCGUCGAACCCUGAUCCCAAGAUGGGUGAACUUUCGGCCAUCCUAUAUGCCACCAACUUGA